Molecule: messenger RNA, 1572 nt
Organism: Aegilops tauschii subsp. strangulata
Lineage: Eukaryota; Viridiplantae; Streptophyta; Magnoliopsida; Poales; Poaceae
Source: RefSeq, a predicted model, not a curated record
GCAACCCCCUCUCCCCCUUUUCCUUGAAGGACAAGCCCACGCACAGGUCCCCUUCUUCCUCCUUGCUCCUGCCUUUCCUCCUCUAAACAAGAUCGGAACAAGAUCUGCCCCGUCUAUGGCGUCUUGAAAGAACAAAGCCGACGCAGGAACACCUCCUUCCUCCUCCUUGCUCCAAAAAUCAGAUCUGGAGAGAAAAAACCAGACCUACCUGCCCCUAAAAAGGUUGAUUGUUCAUGAUGAUUGAUCUGAAUGAACCACCGCUUGACAUAGAGUCCAUCAACAUUUCAGUCGAGUUGGGUGCACCCUUCUUGCAUGCAGGGGGUGAACAGGGACAUCAACAACUAGAGGAGGAGGUUGGUGAGUCUCCUGACCCCAAUAUUGGAUCUAACACUGCUCAUGUCCCGGACAAACGUGUUGCCACUCCCCCACCUAUGGUUGCUCCUGCUAAUGCUUUAGUUCAUGAGACACGUGAGUUGGAAGAUGAAGAAGCUGGAUCACAGCCACAACAACCUUAUGUUGGCAUGCGCUUCGACACAUUAGAGGAUGCGAGGGAACACUACAAUCGCUAUGCUUUGAUGGAGGGCUUUUCAAUCAAGUCAAAUACGUCUUACAGGUCGUCCUACACAAGUGUGUUGGAAAAACAGCAAUUCUGCUGUAACAAGUUCCGCAAACCAGUAGAGAGAGUUGGGAUCCCAGAUGUUCCCUUGUCGAGCAAAAACACUACAUGUCCAAGCUCACCUGAACAAGAUGUUGAAGAUGAUGUCGAGGAACACACUUUCAAGAAGAAGAGGAAACGGGAAACUGUGAAGCGAACAAAAUGUCGUGCUAAGAUGGUGGUGAAGCUUAAAGAUGACAGAUGGGAGGUUAUCACUUUUAUUGCAGAUCAUAACCAUCCACUGAUUGAGAAGCCAUCACUUUCGAAAUACCUCCGUUCUCACCAAGGAAUCCCGCCGGAACAGAAAAAACUACUGACUCACCUAAAUGACUGCAACUUGACAGCAGGUACAAAACUCACAUUGCGUUAAGUCUUUUUACCACAGAACUGUUACUUAUUCCUGCAUCAAAGUACCUUGACCUGAGCCAACUAUGUUCAUUUUUUAUGCAACUAUGUUCAUUUUUUGUGCAACUCUGGUAAUUAAAAAAAUCAUGACCCAAAACAGAAACACCUUGGUGUUGCCUAUUCCUACCUCAACUACUUGGGUUUGUUUCAUAUCCUAGUAUAAGCUGCUUAGGAUUCAUGGGCAGCCCUGACCAGGGGGAAAAACUGGCAACUUGAAAAGUAAACUGAGGCAACUAUGUUCAUUUUCCGUGCAACUCUGAAAAAAAAAAGACAUCACCCAUCAAAAAACAUAACUUGGUUGGAUACAGGCUUGGUUCUUGUUCUGCUUAUGCAUAAAUGUUACUUUAUGUUAUCUAUAAAAAACAUGUUGCUCGCUGCAUUGUGGUUAGUUAGUCCUGAAAAAAACAAGUUUCUAUUUUUUUAUGCCAGGAAAAAUGAUGAUGUUAAUGUCAUCAUACUACAGCUCGGAGUUGAUUGUUCCGUACACAGCUAAAGCUAUCCAUAACAACUGU